AUGUCCACUGCUACCAGAUCCUUAAUUUUCACCGGUAUUACCACAGCCACUUUAGCUCUAUUUGGUUAUGCAAUUUACUUUGAUUACCAGCGUCGUUCUAACACAGAAUUCAGAAAUAGCUUAAAGAAAAGACAAUUUAAAUAUGACAAAGAUUUAGCUAGUGCGAAGGAACAGGAAAAAAGAACCAAAUUAGUUGAAUUAAAACAAUAUUUGACUGUGGAAUUGUUAAAAAAUCCCAUCCCAACAAACCCAGAAUCUUAUGAAUCUUCAUUUCCAAGUUUAGUCGAGCAAGGUGAAAAGUUAUCUGGUGUUCCUGGGAAAGAAUUGGAAGCUUCUUUGCAAUUUUACAAGGCUUUAAGUAUUUACCCAAAUCCAGCCAAUUUGUUAAGUAUUUACCAAAGGAGUAUUCCAGAGGCUAUAUAUGACAAUAUUGUUUUGAUGAUUGCUGUUUUACCACCAAGUAACGUAUCUUCCUUCAUAAGUGCUGCUAGUGGUGGUGCCAGUGCUAGUGCUUCCGUUGUUGGUUCUCCAACUGACGCCGAAAUUGAUGAAUGA
This is a messenger RNA of Saccharomycodes ludwigii, 555 nucleotides long. It is a transcript of the gene TOM20, whose product is annotated as TOM complex receptor protein TOM20. The transcript has a single exon. The record is from RefSeq and is a predicted model, not a curated record. Lineage: Eukaryota; Fungi; Ascomycota; Saccharomycetes; Saccharomycodales; Saccharomycodaceae. Gene Ontology annotation, biological process: protein import into mitochondrial matrix; protein targeting; tRNA import into mitochondrion. Gene Ontology annotation, molecular function: transmembrane protein transporter activity. Gene Ontology annotation, cellular component: mitochondrial outer membrane; mitochondrial outer membrane translocase complex. Bases 1 to 555 code for a protein of 184 amino acids.